AUGUCGAAGCUCUUCUCGCCCUUGGCCGUCGGGUCGGUUCACCUCUCCAACAGGUUGGCGUUGGCCCCGUUGACUCGGUACCGCGCCGAUGACGAGUGGACGCCGACUCCGAUGAUGAAGGAGUACUACGCGCAGAGAGCCUGCGUGCCUGGCACCCUGCUCGUAUCGGAAGCAACAAUCAUCUCGUAUCGCGCCGUAAGCCGCUUCAACGUACCCGGAAUCUGGACCGACGCCCACAUCGCCGGCUGGAAACAAGUGACGGAUGCCGUCCACGAAAAGGGCUCCUUCAUCUACUGCCAACUGUGGCAUCUCGGCCGCGGUGGCAAGAUGGACGUGCUCCAGUCGCUCGGCCUGAAGCUCGAGUCAUCGAGCGCGGUGCCUAUCGCCGACGACACACCCACGCCGGUGGAGCUGAGCGAGGCCGAUAUCCUGGAUAUCAUCGAGGACUACGCGACGGCCGCGCGUAACGCCAUCGAGGCCGGCUUUGACGGCGUCGAGAUUCACGGCGCCAACGGGUACCUCCCGGACCAGUUCCUCCAGGACAACUGCAACAAGCGGACCGACGCCUGGGGCGGCAGUAUCGAGAAGCGGGCGCGGUUCCACCUCGAGGUGACCAAGGCCGUCAUCAACGCCGUCGGGGCUCACAGGACGGCUGUGCGCCUGAGUCCGUACAGCGACUUCCAAGGGAUGCUAAUGGACGAUCCGGACCCCACCUUCAGAUAUCUGGUCGAGCAGUUGAAGCCUCUGGGCCUGGCCUAUCUUCACCUGAUCGAGGCCCGGAUCAGUGGCAACGAAGACACGGACUGCGGCGGACAACGGACGGUGAAGUGGCUGGUCGAGCUGUGGAACAACGCGAGCCCGGUAUCGAUCGCUGGCGGCUUGACUGCCGAGUCGGCACGGAAAGCCGUUGAAGAGACGUAUAAACAGUAUGAUGUGAUCCUCGCCUUCGGCCGCUGUUUCAUUCCGAACCCGGAUCUUGUCUUCCGCAUCAGGGAAGGCAUCGAGCUGGAAAAGUACGAUCGAACGUAUUUUUACACACCAAAACUCCCUACUGGAUAUAUCGACUACCCGUUCUCUCCCCAGUUCAAGUCGGCGUCGAGCAUCUCAUAG
Messenger RNA from Colletotrichum graminicola M1.001, 1110 nucleotides. Its product is annotated as NADH:flavin oxidoreductase/NADH oxidase. Bases 1 to 1110 code for a protein of 369 amino acids. The record is from RefSeq and is a predicted model, not a curated record. Gene Ontology annotation, molecular function: NADPH dehydrogenase activity; FMN binding. The transcript is spliced from 2 exons. Lineage: Eukaryota; Fungi; Ascomycota; Sordariomycetes; Glomerellales; Glomerellaceae.